AUCUCAUGAACUACGACAGUGUCCCUCCUCCAGGUACCAGAUGACUCGAGUUGGGUCCUAAAAUAGCUGAUUGUUUUUGCCUAAAGACUCUAAGCGACAAGAAACAUGUCGACAUCAUUGUUUCACUUGAUUGCCGUCCUUGUGGCUGUCCACAUGAUUCACUGCCAAACAGUUUGCAACCCCCACGCUUCACUUCAAUGGCACCUCAAGCAACGCACGGUCCAGGUGGACUGGACUCUCAAAGGACACAUCUGUAGAAACGCGUCUGAGUGUUGGGGGUCUCCUGGUAGAGACGGAGUGAGCGGUGAGCUCCUCGGCUUUCCGCAGAUAUGUCCACUUCAUCUGCAACAUGGAGACAACCUGCUGAUGUCUGCUGAUGAAUCACUGAAGUCAUACGGCAUCAGACUCCUCAAUGUGUCAAAACGCAAUUUUGAAAGCUGCUCCACAGAUGGACUGAUGACAGAUCAGUCCCUUUUCCACCACAAUAUAAAUGAAAAUGUGCAAGUUGAGUCGAAGUGGCUUGUCCCCGGUCAUCAUUACUUCAUCGCUCUGCAUGAGGGAGAUACGCAGCUGUGCAAGUUUGGCUUGAGGCUCAAUGUAUCUGUGAAAAUGCAGCUUUGUCAGGAUUCUCCUCUGCUUCGACUUUGUUCGGGGAACGGCAUUUGUCAAACGCACCUCUGGGAAGGUGCGUAUUACUGUCAAUGCCACCGCCACUACUCCGGGAGGUUUUGUGAAAAGUUUGACGCUUGCUUGGACAAGCCCUGUAAAAACAAAGGAGUCUGUUUGAGCAACGGAUCCACACAUCCACACCAGAGGACAUAUAAAUGCCUCUGUCCUCCACAUUUUACAGGGGUGAACUGCUCAGAAAUUGUUGGGAAAGACAACUGUGACAGAAUUUGUGAAAAUGGGACAUGCGUUCGAGAGUCGUCUGCAUCCUUCAAAUGCGUCUGUGACACAGGAGUCUCUGGGCCACCCUGUGAGAAGAAGAAAGCCACCUGUCAGCCGAACCCCUGCAGAAACGGUGGCCUGUGUGAGGACGGUCCUGAAGGAUUUGUUUGUCAUUGUCCAGAAAGCUUCGGGGGCCUCGACUGCGAUUCCAGAGUCGACUUCGAUUGCAUGUUGUAUGCGUGUCGGGAGGACCGACGCUGCACUGCUGCGGAGCGCGACUCCGAAUGUGUCUGUGCAGAUGGUAAUGUGGUCCCAGCAUGCAAGAGGCAGCAGCAGAACCUGUGCAGCCCAUCACCGUGUCUCAACAAUGCCACCUGCGUAUCCAGGGGAAAUGAUUAUUUCUGCAGAUGCCUGAGAGGAUUUUCUGGGAAGAAUUGUGAAGAAAUAAUUGACUACUGCGGGCUGCUCAAUAUCAACUGCCUGAAUGAGGGAUUGUGUUUGAGUGUAAUUGGCGGAUAUCAAUGUGUUUGUGCCCUAGGAUGGAUUGGGGAGUUUUGUCAGUAUGUAGGCAAUGCCUGUCUGAUGGAACCCAACAGCUGUUUGAAUGGAGCCACAUGCAUCACAACAAGUCAGCCAUCAUCUCCCCCACAGUACACCUGCAAAUGCCCCCUUGGCUUCACAGGAACAAUGUGCGAGACUGAGAUCAACGAGUGCGACUCCAGCCCCUGUCGGCACAACGGCACAUGCACUGACUUGUUAGGAGACUACAAAUGCCAGUGUCCAACAGGUUUUCUUGGAAUGAAUUGUGACGUUGACAUCGAUGCGUGUGUUCUCCCCAACAACACAUGCCCACUCAAGACACAGUGUGUGGAUGUCCCAUAUGGUCUUGAAUACACCUGCCGUGUGCCCUGCCCUCAGAACUUUCAACCCUGUGCCAAUGGAGGACACUGUGUCUUGAAUAAGGCCAGUAGCUACAGCUGUAUCUGUGAGCCUGGUUGGUCCGGCCACAACUGUCACAUAAAUGUCAAUGACUGUGUUCAACAUUGGUGUCAAAAUGGAGCCACUUGUGUGGAUGAGAUUGACGGUUACAGCUGCCUUUGUCCCACGGGAUACAAGGGCGUUUUCUGCGAAGAGGACAUUGAUUACUGCAUUGGUCACCGUUGCUCCCGACAUGGCGUUUGCCUGGACCAGCAGUAUAACUUCACCUGCCGUUGCAUGCUUGGAUUUGAAGGGUCACUCUGUGAACUGGAAACAAAUGAGUGUAACGGCUUCCCCUGUGAGAAUGGUGCCACCUGUGUGGAUCUAAUCAGUGAUUAUCAGUGCCACUGUCCUUCAGGGUUUGAGGGAAGGAGCUGUUCUGAGAGUGUAAAUGAUUGUUGGUCGCAGCCUUGUCUAAAUGGAGGCUCGUGUAUGGAUCUGAUAAAUGACUACAUUUGUCACUGUCCCUUUGGGUUCAAGGGGAAAGAUUGCUCCGUGGAUAUUGACCUUUGCUCAUUUGGAGCCUGCAGUGAACAUACAUUAUCAUGCACUGAGACCAGUGAUGGACAGGAUGUCUCUUGCACAUGUGAAAGAGGGUUUGGAGGAUCAUUUUGUGAAGUAGAUCUCAAUGAAUGUGAGUCAAACCCAUGCCAGAAUGGUGGCAUUUGUGUGGACGGCCCUGACCUGUAUCAGUGCCUCUGCUCAGCUGGGUUUGGAGGGUCGCACUGUGAAAUCAACUAUGAUGAAUGUGUCCAUGGAUAUUGCGCCAAUAAUUCCACAUGUAUUGACCUGAUUGCAGACUAUGAGUGUCUCUGUCCUCUGGGUUUUACUGGCAAGAAUUGCUCCGUCAUUGUCUCUGGAACGUGUGCGUCGGCUGUUGACGUCUGCCAAAAUGGAGGAUCCUGCUCUCCCACCGCCGCUGGAGAAUCGCUGUGUAUAUGUCGUCCAGGUUUAACAGGCCAGUUUUGUGAGAUAAACAUUGAUGAUUGUGAAGAACGGCCCUGUGGAGUCCUGAGUGUUUGUGAGGACACCCUGAAUGGCUACAAUUGCUUCUGUGCACCCGGAUUUAUUGGACGUAACUGUGAGAUCGAAGUGAACGAGUGUCUCAGCCAACCUUGCCAAAAUGAAGGCUCCUGCAUCGACGAGCUGAACUCGUUCCACUGCCAGUGUCCUCUCGGAGUCGCAGGCGACUACUGUGAAGUCAACCUAGAUGAGUGUUUCUCCUCUCCCUGCCUGCACAAUGCCACAUGUGUUGACCUUCUUCAUGGUUAUGAAUGUGCCUGUAUGCCUGGCUUCACAGGUUUAUGGUGUGAACUUGACAUUGACGAGUGUGCUUCAUCUCCCUGCAAGAACGGCGCCUCUUGCUUUGACCAGCCGGGUAAUUACAUCUGCCAGUGUGUGCUUCCAUUUAAAGGACAUAAUUGUGAGUUCUUACCCUGUGAGGCCAGUAAUCCCUGCGAGAAUGGUGCAGUGUGUGUGGAGGAGCUGGAUCAGGACCGCUUCCCUUUAGGUUUCCGCUGCCGCUGUCAUCGGGGCUUCGCCGGCCCCCGCUGUGAAGUCAAUGUGGAUGAGUGCAGCUCUAGCCCCUGUUUUCACGGCUUCUGCUACGAUGUUGUAGAUGGCUUUUACUGCCUUUGCAGUCCUGGGUAUGCUGGGCAGAGAUGUGAGCAAGACAUAGACGACUGUGUGAACAGUUUGUGCAGCACCAACUCUGUCUGCAAGGACCUCCAUCUGAGCUAUGAGUGUGUGUGCCACUCGGGCUGGGAGGGAGAGUUCUGCCAACAAGAAAUUGAUGAAUGUUUAUCACAGCCCUGCAAAAACAACGCCACCUGCACAGACCUUCUCAACAGCUACAAGUGUUUGUGCUCACGAGGCUGGACAGGUGUGGACUGUACAGAGGAUGUGAAUGAGUGUGAUUCUGCUCCUUGUCUAAAUGGAGCUCAAUGUCAAGAGUCAGACAUGCCUGGGGGGUUUUCCUGCACCUGUCCCCCCUUCUUCAGUGGCCCCUUGUGCAGCCAGCCUUAUGACCCCUGUGACCUCCUUCACAAUCCGUGCCUGCACAACUCCACCUGCCUGACACGCUUCAAUGGAACAGCCUCCUGCAGAUGUCCAGCUGGAUUUGAAGGAAGUUGGUGUGAAAUUGACACCAAUGAAUGUAGCUCAAAUCCAUGCCAAAACCAGGGUGACUGCGUGGACCAGGUCAAUAGUUACAGUUGUGACUGUAAGCUGGGAUUUUCUGGCCUCCAUUGCGAUGAAGACAUUAAUGAAUGUCUCUCUAGCCCGUGCCACGACAUAGGCAGGUGUCAGGACCUUGUUAAUGGAUUCCGUUGCGUUUGCCCUCCUGGUUAUUUUGGCACGCUCUGUGACCUGGAUGUGAACGAGUGUGAAGUCUCACCUUGCCUACACGAGGGCAUCUGUAUCAACACACCCGGAGGCUUCAAGUGUGUGUGUCGCUCUGGAUACUCAGGGGCACGAUGUGAAGUGAACAUAGACGAGUGUAUUUCAAACCCGUGCCAAAAUAGCGGGCGAUGUAUUGACGCGCCCAAUCGAUACCACUGCUUGUGUCCUGAAGGCUUCGUGGGGCUCCACUGUGAGACAAACGUUGACGAGUGCAUGUCGGCUCCCUGUCUCUAUGGAAGCUGCAAGGACAGGAUUUAUUCCUACUCCUGUCUCUGUGAAUCUGGAUGGACUGGCACCAGGUGUGAAUCAAACAUUGACGACUGUGCUGCCAGUCCCUGUCUGAAUGGAGGCUCAUGUGUGGAUCUCAUUGAUAAAUAUGCAUGCUUCUGUCAGGAUGGUUACACAGGAAAGACCUGUGAGAACGACGUAAACAUCUGCACGGAGGCUGCUUUUAAUGUCUCGUUGUGUUUCAACGGAGCCACUUGCAUUGACGGUGAAGGAGCCAACUUUACAUGCAGCUGUCCACCAGGUUUCAUGGGGGAGUUCUGUGAAGUGGAUGUUAACGAAUGUUGCUCGGCUCCCUGCCACAACGGAGCCAUUUGCCAAGAUCUUAUUAAUAGCUUCAUCUGCCACUGCAGGUCAGGUUGGACAGGCCUUCACUGUGAGGAUGACAUUAAUGAGUGCCUUCCACAGCCCUGCAACCAGGGGAUAUGCAUGCAGAAUGAUCCAGGCUAUGGCUACACCUGUUUCUGUCGUCCUGGAUUUGUGGGGAAGAACUGUGAGCAAAACUAUGACGAUUGCCUGUCAAAUCCGUGUCCAGAAGCAUUUUCCUGUGUAGAUGGCAUCAACAAGGUCAGUUGCCUGCCUCCUGUUACGGAUGCUGUUCCCUUGGCGAUGGUAGUCAAGAACAUCACUCGUGGCUCCACACUUAAAGUGCCAAAACUAACACUCAGCCCAACACCAACAGCUGAGCAAACCACAGAGUCAAGCUAUGUUCACUUCUUUGGGAAUUCAUACCUUGAGUUUGAGGGGUUUGACCUCAGCACAACCAACAACAUAGCUGUGAGAUUCCACACCCAUGCGGCCCAGGGAACUAUAUUCUAUGUGGACCGAGGACCUGCUAACGUUGAUUUCUUCAUGAAACUCUUCAUCUCAGAUGGCAUCUUACAGUAUGCCUUCUGCUGUAAUGAGGAGGAAGAGGCAACAAGGAUCAGCACAUUAACUCGUGUUGAUGAUGGCAUAGUUCACCUUGUUCAUAUCAGACAACACCUGACCCCCUGUGAGGCAGAGCUUACUCUUUCUGGCCACAAGAAAAUCACAAGUACGGCAAAUAAUUACUGGCUGGGACACACAACACGAGGCACAAACCGUGUCUUUGCAGGUGGUCUGCCGCAACACUAUCAAUUCCAUCAGAAAGCGAAACCUUUCCAUAACUACACUGGCUGCAUGGAGAUAAUUGAAGUCAACACAAUGAGGAGCUUUCACGCGUCUGAUGCCAUCACCGGCAGCAACAUUGAACAAUGCAGAUAUACUUUAUACGGCACUGAAGCGUCUGCAACAAUAUCCACAACUUUGACAACUCAAUCAACCACCACUGACGGAGUGAACACAACAACAGUGGCAGCUCCCACACAAACACCAAGACAUCCUCUGCACGGAGCUCAGGUUUGCCGUGACGGUUUCUGUCGCAACGGAGGGACAUGUCACCAGCCGCAGUUUCCUGGUGGAGCUCUGCCUUCUUGUCACUGCCCGCUUCACUUUACUGGAUUUUUUUGUGAGAAGGAUGCCACAGUAUACAUCCCAUCGUUUGAUGGCACGUCUUAUUUGGAGCUGCAGCCUCUUGCCUUCCUUCUCCAGACGUCUGUGGCUGCAACUGCCAAUGACACCAAUGUUUCUCUCAGUCUGACAGUGAAGACAAGAUCUGCACAGGGCACCCUUCUCUACACUCAGGAGCAGAACUUGGGGGAUCGUUUCCUUCAUGUUUUCCUUCAAGACGGAACUCCGAUGGCUGAGCUUGGAUGUGGUGGCAGUCGCGUUUUGAAUGUAGCUGCAAGCCAGAGCAUCAACAUGAACAGAUGGACGCCAAUCUCAGUCCGAUACAAUCUUCCUGUUGGCAGACAUGGAGGCUCAUGUAUGAUUGAAAUAGCUGCAGACAAUGGCACAGCUGAGCAUCUCGAGGAGUAUGUGCCACAUCCCAUGUCAGAGGAAACCUUUGGGCCCAUAUUUCUCGGCGAUGUUUCGUCCCACUGGGACACGCGUGACAGGGGUGCGAAGGGAGCGAGGAGAUUCAUUGGCUGCAUCGGGGAGCUUCGGGUCAACUCAAAGGAGAUUUACCUAGUGGGCGAGGGAGCGAGAGGAGGAAACAUCGAGAACUGUGACCCGCCUGUCUGCCAACACCUUCCCUGUCGUAAUGGAGGAACUUGUGUCAGUGACGCCGAGGACUGGUUCUGCGAGUGCCCCCCGCUCUACACGGGCCGGCUGUGCCAGUUCAAUGCCUGCGAGCACAACCCCUGCGGUCAUGGAGCCACAUGUAUCCCAAAGUCACCGUUGGAGGUCGUGUGUCUCUGCCCUUACGGAAGACAAGGUCUACUGUGUGAUGAACCCAUCAAUAUAACUCGCGCCAGAUUCAGUGGAAGUGACGAGUUUGGAUACACCUCCUUUGUGGCUUAUUCCUCCAUCCCGAGCCUCACUUUCUUCUACGAGUUCAGACUGAGGUUCAUGCUCGCCAACAAUUCAUCCGCUGUGAAAGACAACCUGAUCCUGUUCGCCGGGCAUAAAGGACGAGGAAGUGACGGUGAUGACUUCUUUGCUUUGGGACUGAAAAAUGGCCGAGUUAUUCAUAGAUUUAACCUCGGAUCAGGUGUGGCGACCAUAGUCAGUAAUCCGGUGAACCACCACGUCAGCGUUCACACCGUCACAUUCGGGAGGUCCAAGAAAACAGGAUGGCUGAAGGUUAACGGUCAACGUAACAGGACGGGGUCGUCGCCUGGACCCCUGGUGGGCCUCAAUGUUUUCAACCAGCUCUUUGUAGGUGGAUAUAAUGAGUACACCCCUGAACUGUUGCCGCUUGGCUCCAGGUUCCAUCAGGGCUUUCAGGGGUGCAUUUCUGAUGUGCAGUUUCGCACAAGGAAGGACAGACCGUUCAAAGCACUGGGACAGCCUGCGGGACACCCGGCCUUUGGACGCAGUGUGGGUCAGUGUGGCGUCACGCCGUGUGUUCAUAUUCACUGCGGGAACGGAGGGACAUGUGUUGACUCCGGCGCAUCGGUGUAUUGCCAGUGCCCAUUUGGAUGGAAGGGAGCUCUGUGUUCAGAGACCGUGUCUGUGUGUGAUGUCGAGCACAGUCCCCCUCCUUUGUGUGCCCGCGGCUCCACCUGCAUCCCUCUCCCAAAUGGAUACACCUGCCAGUGUCCCCUGGGGACUGUGGGGCCUUACUGCGAGAAAGCUGUGACCAUCAGUGAUCCAUUCUUCAACGGCAACUUGUCGUCGUGGAUGUCAUUCCCACCUCAGACUAUCAGAUACAGGAGUGUUGUGCAGCUGCAGUUCCAGCCUUUGUCACCCGAUGGCAUCCUUGUCUACACUGCGCAGCACCUCGGUGGCCAAGCUGGAGACUUUCUCUGCCUUUUCCUGAAAUCUGGGUUUGUCCAGCUUAGAUAUGAUCUGGGGGACGGCACUCACAUUCUGCAGUCUGCUGACAAAGUGGACUUGCAUGGAAGUACCUGGCACACGGUGAUAGCGGGCCGAAUCGGUCGCCGGGGCUUUCUCAGUCUGGAUGGUAAGGAGGUGAGAGAGAACGUGACUGAAGGGAUGACCUCUCUCGAUGUUGCCACAGACAUCUUUGUCGGGGGCGUGUCCACCCUGAGUUUCGUCUCCACUGAUGCAACUGCAGGAGAAGCAGUGGGCUUCACUGGUGGCGUAAGAGAACUUGUAAUCAACGACCAGGAGCUUGAGUUAACAGAGAGGGGGGCAGUUAGUGGAGCAAACGUAAGGGACUGGGAUGGGACAGCUUGUGGGUACAAGGUGUGCCAAAAUGGGGGUCAGUGCAGGGCAACAGGAAGUCACUUAUUCACAUGUGACUGCCCACUGUCAUGGACUGGCUCUGUGUGUAACCAAUCUGUAAGCUGUGCAAACAACAUCUGCAAACAUGGCUCCUUGUGUGUUCCAUCUAAUGUAACCUCAUACCACUGCAUCUGCCCCUUAGGAAGAGGAGGGAGGUACUGCGAUGCACAAACGUCCACAGACACUCUCAAGUUUGUCGGGAACUCGUAUGUUAAAUACUUUGACUCGAGGUAUAACACAAGAAACCUGAAAAACGCACAGGUUUCUUUCAGCUUCAGCACAAACUCAAAUGACGGUCUGAUCGUGUGGAUGGGAAAGGCCGAACACGAAGACGACGACUACCUCGCAGUUGGACUCGAGAGUGGUCUCCUAAAAAUGACCGUGAAUCUCGGAGAGAGACUCUCCCUCCCGUUAAUAUUCAGAAAUCUUACGCUGUGCUGCAAUCGAUGGCACAACGUAUCCGUGUCUUUAAACAGCACCGUUAUUCAGGUGUUCCUGAACAGUAGGAGAAUUCUUUAUGAAGACGUGGACCCAUUUGAGCGUUAUGUGGCCUUAAACUACAGGGGUCAUCUUUACUUCGGAGGGUUUGAACUACACAGAAAUGUGUCCGUUAUCACCUCUGGAUUGUUUUCAAAAGGCUUUGAAGGGAAUCUUAGGAAUAUAUAUUUGUUUGAAGAUACCCAGCCUUUGAAAUUUCUCAAUAGUAGCGAGGGUUUUAAUGUCUAUGGGGACAGUUUGUAGUAGUGUGAAUGAACUCCUUGUAGUCUUAACCUUGCUGUUAUUUGUUCACCCUAUUACCAACUUUUAGAUUAUUAUAUUACUUGAAUGUAAACAGGCCCCUGUAAUUAGUGUUUUUUUGUUUUUUGCCGUGGAUAAAAAGACAUACAAGUUUUUAUAAUCA
Solea solea (common sole) is the source of this 9226-nucleotide messenger RNA. It is a transcript of the gene eys, whose product is annotated as eyes shut homolog. The coding region runs from base 106 to 9066 and encodes 2986 amino acids. The transcript is spliced from 49 exons. The record is from RefSeq and is a predicted model, not a curated record. NCBI's taxonomy places the organism in Eukaryota, Metazoa, Chordata, Actinopteri, Pleuronectiformes, Soleidae. Gene Ontology annotation, cellular component: plasma membrane; protein-containing complex. Gene Ontology annotation, biological process: establishment or maintenance of epithelial cell apical/basal polarity; heterophilic cell-cell adhesion. Gene Ontology annotation, molecular function: calcium ion binding.